CUGAACGAUUGGCGCGAAAUCUACCUCAAGUGGGACGAGAACGACGCCCGCCAACAAGCCGCACGCUGCAUGGACUGCGGCGUCCCCUUCUGCAACGACGGCUGCCCGCUCGGCAACCUCAUCCCUGAAUGGAACGACCUCGCAUAUCUCGGCGAUUGGCAAGAGGCCAUCGCGCGCCUCCACGCCACCAACAACUUCCCCGAAUUCACCGGCCGAAUCUGCCCCGCACCCUGCGAAGCUGCCUGCACACUCUCCAUCAACAUGGAGCCCGUAACGAUCGAGAUGAUCGAAAAGCAGAUCUCCGAACAUGCCUGGCAAGAGGGAUGGAUCACUCCCGAAAUACCUGACUACCGCACCGGCAAAAAAAUCGCCGUUGUCGGUUCCGGACCCGCCGGACUCGCGGUCGCCCAACAGCUGAACCGCGCCGGACACACCGUAACCGUCUACGAGCGAUCCGAAUAUCUCGGCGGUCUCCUCGCACUCGGCAUCCCCGAAUUCAAACUCGAAAAAAACGUUGUCGAACGACGACUCCAGCAGAUGCGCGACGAAGGCGUAAUCUUCAAAACCAGCACCGACGUCGGCGUCGACAUCUCGGCUAACGAGUUAGUCGAACAAAACGACGCCAUAGUCCUAGCUGGCGGCUCAACCGUGCCGCGCGACCUUCCCAUCCCCGGACGCGACCUCGAUGGCGUCCACUACGCGAUGGACUACCUCACCCAGCAGAAUCGUCGCUUGCGAGGACAAGAGUUCUCACCUGAAGAGACCCUCACCGCCGAAGACAAGCACGUCGUCAUCAUCGGCGGCGGUGACACCGGCGCCGACUGCCUCGGUACCGCACACCGACAGUUCGCCAAGAACAUCGUCCAACUCGAGCUCCUUCCCCGGCCACCCGAACGCCGUUCCCGCACCAACCCAUGGCCCGACUGGCCGAGCGUAUUCCGCACCUCCUCAGCACACGAAGAAGGCGGCAAGCGCGACUACAACAUCAUGACCAAGCGCUUCGUAGGAACCGAAGGCAACAUCACCCAUCUCGAAUGUGUCCGCGUCGACUGGGUCUUCGAAGAUGGACAACGCCCCAAAAUGGUCGAGAUACCCAGAUCCGAGUUCACCAUCCCCGCCGACAUCGUCCUCCUCGCCAUGGGCUUCAUUCAUCCCCAACACGACGGUCUACUCAACGAUCUCGAAGUCAAAUACGACCCCUUCGGAAACGUAAAGACCGAUCCCACCCUUGAAGAGCAGCACCGACAAGGUAACUGCCAGCUGAUCGCUGAUGCGAUCGACGAGGCGCGCAGCAUCGGCGCCGACAUCGUCGCAUUCCCCGAACUCGCCAUCACCGGUUACCCGCCCGAAGACCUCCUUCUCUCCCAACACUUCGUUCGCACCAACCGACGUGCCUGA
Geodia barretti is the source of this 1398-nucleotide messenger RNA. The record is from the annotation of a GenBank genome assembly. Lineage: Eukaryota; Metazoa; Porifera; Demospongiae; Tetractinellida; Geodiidae.